GCAAAGCAAGCGUUUUCUAACUGACGGACUAACUUGGGAAACGGAGAAGUGUGGUAGACUGCAAAUACAUAUAAAAAAGAUGUCCUCAGACGAAGAGGAACCGACCAGUCCUGUUCUGCCAAAGGACUCUGAUCGAGGGAGCUCUGUCUCCUCUGAGCUUCAGGAUGAGUAUGAGGAGCUCCUCCGCUAUGCUGUGGUCACCACUAGGCCUGACAGACCCACCAGUUCUCACGUGCAGCGGUUAGGCACCUCCCAUCUAUCUGCAGAGGGUCGGUGUUCCCAGAGAAAAGAUGACACCAAAUCAACGCGCCCAGCAGAUACUGCGACUCAAGCUACAGAUGGAAGGCAUUCGAGCAGGAGUGUGAGGUCAACACAGGUCUCCCCCUUAAUUGUUGAACCCUCCACACACUCAAGAGCCUCUCAGGCUGAGGAGACGGCAGGACGGUCGUCUAGCAGGGCGUCGGUGCCCUCUAACGCUGCCUCAGAGAGGGGACCGACGGUGUCUGAGGGGUCCGGGUCAAACAGCCCAGACCCCCUCGAGUCUGCUGUGACAGAAAUGUUUAUCUCGGAGGAAAACAUAAGCAAGAUGGAGAACAUUCUUGAUACGUGGAGCAACAACCUGAAGUCAAAUGUGCUGACGGAGCUCAGGAAGUGGAAGCUGGCCUUCAUGGAGAAACACAAGCUGGAGAUAAGGAAGGAGAAGGAGAGGUAUGAAGCCCAGUCAGCUGGCCUGAGAUCAGAGAUAGACGGCCAGAAGGGACUGCUACACACCUACGAGACCUCCAACCAGAGGAAAGACGAGGUGAUUGCGAACCUGAGCCAGGUGCUGGAGAGACAAAAAGAAAAGCAUGAAAAAAUGAGGGCCUUCACCCACUGGAGACUGAAGCUCACUGAGGCCAAAGAGGAGGCUCACGCUGCUCGGGUAGCGCAGCAGCACUACAAUCUGCAGCUGAAGAAGAAGGUGUGGUUCGGCUGGCAGACCCUGAUCCAGAAACACUGGAAGGUCAAGGUGGAGCGGGCCUGUCGCGCGCGGGCAGAAGAGGUGUGCACCCGCCUGUCUGCAGAGUACGAGGCCAAGCUGGCAGAGCACUGCGAGGCUGUAGAGAGGGCUCAGGCUGAGAUUCAGAGACUGCGACUGGAGCGAGAGCGCUAUGAAGAGUCUAUGAAGAAAGCCUUCAUGAGGGGCGUGUGUGCUCUCAACAUGGAGGCUCUCGGCAUGUUUCAAACUACAGAGGGACGACUGGAGCAACCGGCUCAUGAUCAGCACGAUUUUCCGCCUCCCCAGGAUGAGCCUGGCUCUGCUCCAUUGGCUCAUCUGCCAACAUUUCCCAUCCCUACCUCCCGGUUCAGCCCAGUCCACUUUGACCGCCCGGACCCUUCCCACAGUGAAGCAGAGGAUAUGAUGGGUUCUGGUGCCCCCACGUCCCGGGCAGAAAUGAUCCCUCCCACUACAGUAGUGCACAGCUCCCUGCCACUAGGGGGCGCUCCCAGUCCCCACAAACAGGGGGGUGGUCGUGUCAUCACAGCCAGUCAACAGAAACCUUUAAAGACGGUAACGGCUCGCAUCACUGCGCGCUCUGACGUCUUGAAGGCCGCACGCAGCAACCUCCAGGUGAUGGGUGUGGCUCCGCCCAUGAGCUCUGUGAUCGUUGAACGCCAUCAUCCUGUCACUCAGCUCACCAUUGGUCAGGCCACAGCUGCUAAGUUCCCCCGUCCCUCCAAACAGGUCCAGAGCUCCUCCGCAGGCAGGAGCUCCUCCAGAACACACAACAACACGUGCCAAGUACACUCCAUCAAAGUGGUUGACUAACCACACACAUAUCGCACGGACAGUGUUCUUCACCUAGUGACAUUUUAAAUGGUUACACAUCCUAUGCAACAAACCUAGAAAUAGUUGCCAUGGCAUACAUUCGGUCCAUUUUAUUUUGGGGUGAAUUUGCCCUUGUUGCUUUUUGAAGUAGUGUUUUUAGCUUCCUCUCAUGAAUGUGUUUCUUUAGCAAUAGAAUCUUCUCUCAGGAAAGAGCCACACAGAUACAGGUGUUUAGAAAUGCACAUGGACAUGUUUUACAAAUACCAGCUUGACGGAGUGUAGAAUGGAAAAAUGGACAUGUAUUUUUAUGAACACUUUUAAAUUAUGCACAGGUGAGACUGUACUGUAAUGUUUAAAAUGCAUGUUUUAAGUAUUUAUUUUAUUGACGUUUUCUAUUAAGACCGUCCAACACCACAGGUUGUUUUCUUUACUAAACCAAAGCCAUAUUUUGAUGAUCUAAAUAAAUUAUUUUACUGCUAA
Molecule: messenger RNA, 2290 nt
Organism: Trematomus bernacchii (emerald rockcod)
Lineage: Eukaryota; Metazoa; Chordata; Actinopteri; Perciformes; Nototheniidae
Gene: poc5
Product: POC5 centriolar protein homolog (Chlamydomonas)
Exons: 13
Coding region: 80-1810 (576 amino acids)
Cellular component (GO): centrosome
Source: RefSeq, a predicted model, not a curated record